AACCUUCUCUAACAAGUGGCAGUCGUCGUUUCUCACGUUAUCCUCUCUCUCCCUCUGCCUCUCAUCUCCCAUGGCUUCUCUCUCUUCCUGCUCCCCCUCUCCGCUUUCCUCAUGGAAUUAUGCGCGGAGACUUCUCCGUUUCUUCUCUCUCGUUUCAGCUCCAGAAAUCGGCGAUCAUGAAUUUCAAGCGAGGUGCAUCUUCAGGGAUAUUGCUGGGAGCAGUAACACUUCCUGCUGUUAUGAUCUCUAAGCUGGUACAGCUCACAAGAGCUACAUCACUCCAUU
This is a messenger RNA of Thlaspi arvense, 285 nucleotides long. The record is from the annotation of a GenBank genome assembly. NCBI's taxonomy places the organism in Eukaryota, Viridiplantae, Streptophyta, Magnoliopsida, Brassicales, Brassicaceae.